UUACUCAGAGGGUGGAAAGGAUUAGAGACUGUUCUUAAUUUUUGGUUCAUUCCUCUUCUCUUAUUCCUUCCAAUCCCCAUUUUCUGGUUCAUAUACUCCUCUUCUCUUAAUAUUCCUUCCCGUUUCACAGCCACCCAACACAGAAAAAUGGAGUUCUCUGCCAUCCCAACUAUUUUAUUAACCUCAUCAAGUAAGGCACCGCCACCCGUUCAGGUCACACAACGUCGCCCUGAAUCAGUUUUUCAUCCUAGUGUUUGGGGAGAUCAUUUCCUUGCCUAUGCUUCUGUUGACAUGGAAGUGGAUAUCAACACGAAGCAAAAACAUCAACAGCUUAAAGAAGAUGUGAGAAAGCAGCUAGUGGAAGCAAAGGGUAAAUCUUCACAACAGCUAGAUCUUAUUGAUGCGAUCCAGCGCCUUGGCGUGGCCUACCAUUUCGAAACAGAGAUUGAGCAAGGAUUACAUCAAAUCAAUGAAACCUAUCAUCAAAGUGGUCACAAAAAUGUCAACAAUGAUGAGGAUCUUUACAUUACUGCUCUCUCAUUUCGAUUACUAAGACAACAUGGAUAUCGUUUCUCUUGCGAUGUAUUCAACAAAUUCAAGGACAAUGAAGGGAAAUUUAAGGAAUCGUUGAUUGGUGAUGUGAGAGGAUUAUUGAGUUUGUACCAAGCUUCAUUUCUGAGUGUACGUCAAGAAGACAUACUAGAUGAAGCAAUGAAAUUUACCACCACUCACCUCAAUUCUGCACUACCGAACUUGAGCAAUAAUCCAAUUGCGGCACAAGUAGUUCAUGCUCUAUAUCAACCCAUCCACAAGGGCUUGACAAGGCUCGAGUCAAGGCUUUUUAUUUCCUUCUAUCAAAAAGAUGAUUCCCACAAUAAAGUUCUAUUGGAUUUUGUGAAGUUGGAUUUCAACUUAUUGCAGAAAUUGCACCAGAAGGAGUUAAGCGAAAUCACAAGGUGGUGGAAAGCUUUGGACGUUGCAGGGAAACUACCUUUUGCAAGGGAUAGAUUGGUGGAGAUGUACUUUUGGAUAUUGGGAGUGUAUGAGCCCCAUUAUAUUAUUGCUAUAAGAAAUCUAACCAAAGUGUUGUGCUUGAUUUCCAUUAUUGAUGACAUCUAUGAUGCUAGCAAUGCUACCAUAGAAGAGCUUGUGCUCUUCAAUGAUGCAAUCCAAAGGUGGGAAGUCAGUGCCUUGGAUCAACUUCCGGACUAUAUGAAACUUGUUUAUCAAACGGUUUUGGAUACUUUCAACAUUAUUGAGGAUGAAAUGGCCAAGCAAGGAAGAUCAUAUGGAGUCGAAUACGCAAAAUCCGCAUUGAAAGAUUUGGUUGGAGCAUACUAUAAAGAAGCCAAAUGGUAUCAUGAAGGCUAUGUUCCAAGUAUGGACGAGCACUGGCCAGUUGCACUAUUGAGUUGUGGCCACCAAUCUAUUUCAACCAUUUCCUUCAUUGGAAUGGGAGAGUUGGCGACCAAAGAGGCCUUUGACUGGGUGUCUAGUAAUCCUUUGAUUGUUCAAGGUUCAUCAGUGAUUUGCAGGCUCAUUGAUGACGUGGUUGGCCACAAGUUUGAGCAAGAAAGAGGUCACAUAGUCUCCUCAAUUGAAUGCUACAUGAAACAAUACGGUGCAACAGAAGAAGAAGCUAUCAUUGAAUUCCAGAAACGAGUUACAAAUGCAUGGAAAGACAUGAACUCAGAGUUCCUCCACCCAACCCCCGUCCCGAUGCCUCUCCUCCGGCUACCUCUCAACCUUGCACGAGUUAUUUAUGUUUUAUACAAGGAUGGAGAUAAUUACACCCAUUCUGGAACCAAGCUCAAGGGAAUUGUGACCUCCGUACUCGUUGAUCCUGUGCCAACUUGAAAUCUCUCUCGCAAAAUUGAGUCCAAAGAUCAAGUAAAGAGAUCAUCAUGGAAAUACAUAUGUAUGCUUACUAUAUUUGCUUAAAGAAAUAAAAAGAGUCUUCUAAGCGAUGGCCUUGUCUUUGAUGAAACAUGCAUGUAUUCAUCGGAAUGCAUGUCUUUGUUCUUUUUAAAGCUAGGUUAGGGAUUCUCGGUAAGAUUUAUCGUAUGCAAUGUAUUAUUUCCAUCAAACAAUAAAGUUGUCUUUUGC
Molecule: messenger RNA, 2106 nt
Organism: Rhododendron vialii
Lineage: Eukaryota; Viridiplantae; Streptophyta; Magnoliopsida; Ericales; Ericaceae
Product: (-)-germacrene D synthase-like
Exons: 7
Coding region: 148-1857 (569 amino acids)
Biological process (GO): diterpenoid biosynthetic process
Molecular function (GO): magnesium ion binding; terpene synthase activity
Source: RefSeq, a predicted model, not a curated record